Molecule: messenger RNA, 1551 nt
Organism: Beauveria bassiana ARSEF 2860
Lineage: Eukaryota; Fungi; Ascomycota; Sordariomycetes; Hypocreales; Cordycipitaceae
Product: FAD binding domain protein
Exons: 1
Coding region: 1-1551 (516 amino acids)
Biological process (GO): steroid metabolic process
Cellular component (GO): membrane; cytoplasm
Molecular function (GO): FAD binding; Delta24(24-1) sterol reductase activity
Source: RefSeq, a predicted model, not a curated record
AUGGAGGUUCAUGACGCCGCGGUGCGCCUCAUUGCGCAGCAGGUCCAGCGCUUCUCGGAGCAGCAGAAGCCGUUUCGCAUCUACCACGGCUCGACCAACAGCACGCGGACCUCGCAGCGGCGCGCCGACAACACCAUUGACACCAGCCAGCUGACGCACGUGCUCUCCGUCGACGCCGCCGCCAAGACGGCCCUCGUCGAGCCCAACGUGCCCAUGGACGCGCUCGUCGACGCGACGCUGGCGCACGGCCUCGUGCCGCCGGUGGUGAUGGAGUUUCCGGGCAUCACGGCCGGCGGCGGCUUCUCGGGCAUGGCGGGCGAGAGCAGCUCGUUUCGGCACGGCGCGUUUGACGCGACGAUGCGCUCGAUUGAGAUUGUGCUGCCGACGGGCGAGGUGGUGGCGCGCGCGUCCAAGACGGACAACCCGGAGCUGUUUUGGGGCGCGGCGUCGGCGUUUGGCACGUUGGGCGUGGUGACGCUGCUCGAGGUUGAGCUGCGCGACGCAAAGGAGUAUGUCGAGCUGACGUAUGCGCUGACGACGAAUAGCCGAGAUACGGUCAGGGUCAUGGAAGAGGCUGCCGCUAGAGACGAGACGGACUAUAUUGAUGGCAUCGUCUUUAGUAAGGAUGCUACUGUGGUAUGUAUAGGGAGGCUCACAGAUGAUAUGCCCAAAGCAACCUCACCGCAGCGGUUCUCGCGGCGAAGCGAUCCUUGGUUCUACAUUCGCGCACAGCAAGUCUUGAAACAGUUACAGAAGCAAUCUGUUGAAGCGACAGCAACCACAGUCGUCGACUAUAUCCCACUCCGAGACUACCUCUUCCGCUACGACCGCGGCGGCUUCUGGGUAGCCAAGUAUGCUUUCCGCUACUUCCUCACGCCCUUUAACCGCAUCACCCGCUCGGCGCUCGACCGCUUCAUGCACGCGCGAGUCAUGUACCGCGCCGUCCACAAGAGCGGUCUCGCCGACACGCACAUGGUGCAAGACGUCGGCGUGCCCUACGCCGCCGUCGACGACUUUUCCGCCUGGCUCGACGCCCACUUUGCCAUUUACCCGCUGUGGCUUUGCCCGCUGCGCGUCCAGCGCGACGGCGCCGACGCGCAGCACGGCCUGCAUUCCGAGUUUGGCCGGCCAGACGCGCCCAAUUUGAUGAACUUUGGUGUCUGGGGCAGCUUAAGCGGCACGCGGCGCGACGUCGUGGCCAAGAACCGCGACCUUGAGCGUAAAGUGCAGGCGCUGGGGGGCAAGAAGUGGCUGUAUGCGCACGCGUACUACCCCGAGGACGAGUUUUGGGCGCACUAUGACCGGGCGUCGUACGACGCCCUCCGGGCAAAGUACGGCGCGGGUUACCUGCCCAGCGUGUACGACAAGGUCAAGGUGGAUGUUGACGCGGAGGAGGCGGCCGUCCGCGCGACAUGGAAAGCGAGAGCAAAGCACGGGGUCAAGGAGAUUUGGCCGGUGCGCGGCCUGUAUGGGUUUUACAAGGCUGCUGUGGGUGGCGAUUAUUUGCUGCAAAAGUCGAGGACGCAGCCAGCGGCCAACGAACGCGCGUAA